This is a messenger RNA of Copidosoma floridanum, 348 nucleotides long. RefSeq lists its product as uncharacterized. Lineage: Eukaryota; Metazoa; Arthropoda; Insecta; Hymenoptera; Encyrtidae. The record is from RefSeq and is a predicted model, not a curated record.
AUGAAGCACGAGCUUCCUUUGCUCAAGGAGAAUCAGACUUGGGAUCUGUGUCAGGCUCCACUGGACAAGCCCAUUAUUGGUGCAGUAGUGAAUUACCACGACACUUACUCACUGGUGGUGAGAUUCGCUACGCUACGUUCCCUGUUCGCCUAUGCUGUUCAUCUCGAUUUCAACAUUGUUCAUUUUGAUGUUGAAACGGAUUUUCUACAUGGGGAACUCGAUGAGGAGGUCUACAUGAGAAUGCCUGAGAGACAGCUGAGUGAAGAAUCGAGCAACCAGAAAUACUUGGGCAUCAUUAGCAAGUCAAUGAGUGACGCUUUCCCGGUCAACAACCUCAGUCCAGUGUAG